Messenger RNA from Pyrus x bretschneideri (Chinese white pear), 663 nucleotides. RefSeq lists its product as uncharacterized. Lineage: Eukaryota; Viridiplantae; Streptophyta; Magnoliopsida; Rosales; Rosaceae. The record is from RefSeq and is a predicted model, not a curated record. The coding region runs from base 239 to 565 and encodes 108 amino acids. The transcript has 3 exons.
ACUUUUCUGGUAGGCAGGACUUUUCUCCGAGCUGGUUUGUGUCAAGUAUUAAUCACAUAUAGGAGAGAUUUUUUAGUGUGACCGACGCAUGAAGUGAUACACUACGUGUCACUACACAAAUGAUGAAAUAUAAUAUGUGUUAAAAAGUUAUUAACUUAAAAAAUAAAAUUUCUCAUCAAUUACAUAAAAAUAUGUGAUGCGUCACAAUUAAAAAUUUCACACGCGCGAUGGAGAAAGAAUGGCGACGGUGUCCUGGAAUCUGAGCCCGAGUCCACGCCUAAAGCUGCUUCAAGUCUCCUGCAGAAAGAGAGAUAAGAAUCAAGAUAACUAUGACCCUUACAAAGUCAUCAAAAUUACGCCUCCGCCCAAGAAUCUCGGCCUUCGUUGCUUUCCCUCCAACCUACAUUGCGGGGACAGUGUGACAAUAGAAGGCCAAACUUACACAAUCUGGGCCGUAACUCGUCGGUACUGGCUCCGGAAGGGGAAGUAUGAACCGAGCGAGAAGAGGCUUGACGUUUUGUCAACGGCGAGAUACGUCUUAAAUUUGUACCUAGAAAACUUGUAAGAACAAUCUUGACAUCUUGUUUAAUGUUAGUUUCCUCAUCACAUUCCUUGCUAGUUCGCCCAUGCACAGAGAAGGAAAGGAAUGUUUAGUUUAAUGCU